CAUAUUCCCACGCCAAAGCUGCCAUGGACUACGACUACUUUCAAUGCCUUGAAGGCAUUCUCAAAGUGGUUCCUGACGCCAUUCGGCUUUCUCGUAACAAUCUACGGACUGAAUGUAGUAGCAUGGGGUGGUAUGCUAUUCCUCCUUCUAUGCAAUGCCAGUCCAGCUAUGUGCCAUGUUCAAAGAAAUGGCGCUUGGAUUCACGACUGUAACGACAUUGAUAGCCCACGCCGUAUCUGGAUUGAGAUCGACUCGCAAAUUCUUAACGCGCUUUUUUGCGUGACGGGAUUCGGUUUGGCCCCGUGGCGAUUCCGCGAUCUAUACUAUCUAAUGCGAUAUCGAUUUACCUCUGAGCGGAAGCAUGGCCUGGAUAAGAAGAUGUUCUGGAUUCGUAAACUUGCUGGCCAUCACCGAAAUUGGUUCAGACUACCUGGGUCGGAUACCAUAGACCAAAUCUCGGCCAAUAUCUACUUGAACUCUGUCUCGGAGAAGUGCAAUGCCAACAGUGAAGCAACUUCAGACAUCAGGGUACCCAUACCAUUAGCCAGAGCGCCCGACGAUCCUCUAUCAGGCGUGCGUGCACCACCAACAAAACUGUGGAAAUUAGACUGGUUCGUCUGGUGUCAAGUAUGGAACACAUUCUUUCAGAUAUGUUUGUGUGGUUUCAUGUGGGGAAUGAACAGAUAUGACAGACCAAGUUGGUCGACUGGUCUGUUUGUCGCUCUUGCUUGCGGAAUCGCUGGCGCGGGCGGCUUCAUCUCUUUCAAAGAGGGCCGCUUGGUUAGAAGGGUUGAAGGC
Messenger RNA from Pseudocercospora fijiensis CIRAD86, 798 nucleotides. RefSeq lists its product as uncharacterized. The transcript is spliced from 2 exons. Lineage: Eukaryota; Fungi; Ascomycota; Dothideomycetes; Mycosphaerellales; Mycosphaerellaceae. The record is from RefSeq and is a predicted model, not a curated record. The annotation marks the transcript as partial.